AUGAAUGAAAAAGAAAUAUAAUUUGAAAAUUAAUUAUUAUUUAUAAAUGGAAAUAUAAACAUAAACAAGAACAAAAUUAGUACAUUAUUCUCAUAUUCUUCCAAGAACUAUUAAGAAAAAUCUCCCACUGCAUUAAAAAGCAUUUUGAAGAAUAAUAGAUUGAAUAGUAUGAAGAAAAAUUAAUUAACUCCAAAAAGAGGGCAAGAGCAAGAUGUUGUUUUGGAAGCAUCUAUUCUUUCUAAGUCAUCAUCUCAAGGCUAUUAGUAUUUAUUUCAUAAAUUAGGGACAUAUACUCAAUGAGUUAAAAUGGAUCUCCAAGUCCACAUAAUGAGUAGGUUUUUUCUAGUGAUGGUUUUUAAAAUAUUUGGAAACAGAAAUCAUUGAAUAUUUUAUAUUAUGUCUCAAAAUUUAUUAGGCAGAUAAAAACAAGUGGAAACAAAAUCAAAUUUAAAUUAUUGAACACAAGAAUAUUAGGUUUAGUUAAUGAUGCAGGAAGUGAUUCAAGUGUAUUAUUAGAAUAUAGAGAUAUUUUGAAUAAUGUCAAAAUUACAAAACAAAAAUGUCACUUUAAUCAAUUUUUCAAAAUUUUAUAACUGAUCCCAAUAAUUGAUCCUGAUUAAACCAUUAAAAUAAUUUGGGAUAUUUUGAUGUUAAUUUCAGUUAUUAUUAAUUUGAUAUAUGUUCCUUUAGAAUUAAGCUUUGAUUUUAAGGCUUCAGAUCAAGUAGUUUUAUAUUUAAAUACCAUUCCUUCUUGGCUACUAUUAUUAGAUGUAAUAUUAACUUUAUAAACUGCUUAUUAUCAUGAAGGUACUAUUCAUAGGAAUCAAGCAGAAAUAUUAAAAAAUUAUAUGAAAGGUGGAAAGUUAAUGAUUGAUGUCUUAAUAUUAAUUCCUAUAUUAUUUUAAUAAUAUGAGAUUGAUAUCCUAAAAUUUGCUUUAUUAUUUCGAAUUGUUAAAUUACCUAAAAUGGCAAAUAAUCUUGAAGAAAUAUUAAAUCCAAAAGAGUCAAUUAAAAUGUUGAUUUAAUUGGCCAAACUAAUAUAUUUUAUAAUAAUAACAUGUCAUUUUUGUGCUUGUCUUUGGGGUUUAUUAGGUGAACUUUAAAUAUAAUAAAAUAGUUAUUCCUGGCUUACACAUUAUGGAAUAGAUGGAGAGAUUUGGACAAAGAAAUAUAUUUACUCAAUUUAUUAUUGCACUAUUACAACUUUAACUAUUGGUUAUGGAGAUAUCACACCACAAACUGAUUUAGAAAAAAUUUAUUCAAUCCUUUUAGCAUUGUUAGUUUGUGGUGUUUUAGGUUAUAGUGUUUCAACAGUUGGAAAUAUUAUUAAGUUGCUUUAGGAUAAAGAUUAAGAGUAUAAAUAAAAAUUGUCAAUAUUAACUAAUUAUCUGAAAAGCAGAAAUUUAAAUCAAUAAUUAUAAUUGUAAGUUCGUAAAUACUUUGAACAUUAUUUAAAAUUGGAAUAAGAAUCUUAAUUCAAAGCAGAGUUAAUGAUGUAAUAAUUAACAUAAGAUUUAAAGGAAAAAGUUGCUAUUGAUUUAUAUUUUAAUAUUCUAAAAAAUUCUAAAGUGUUGGCAAAUUUAUGUGAAAAUUGUCUAAAAAAAUUAUGUUUAUAUGUGCAUGAAAAGAAACUUGCUCCAGAAGAAAAAAUAUGGUCUCCAGACGAGAAAGGAACAAAAAUUUACUUCUUAUUAAAAGGUUAAUUAGAUAUAUUGGCUAAUAAUAUUAGACUAAAAACAUGUGAAUUUGGAGUAUUUGGAGAAAAAGAAUGUCUUACUUAAAGUUAAUAUUAAACCUAUUUGAAGGCUGUUAAAUUUUCUCAAUUAAUUUAUCUCAAUAUUGAUGAUAUAAUGAAAAUAUUAUAUGAAGAUUAAUAAGAUUUAGAAAGAUUUAAGAUGCUUUAAGAUAAUCUUAUUUUUAAUGAAAGUUUUAAAAAUUUUGGGUAAGUAUGUGAAAUAUGUGGAUGGACUCACUAAUUAAAUACUUGCCCUUUUGUUUUUGUAAAAUCAAAUAGAAACAAAAUCAUAACCAUUAAUAAAAAUUCUAAGCCAUAAUAAAGAUUUUUUCAUGAUCGAAAAUAUUACUCUUUUAAAACAAAAUAUUCACUAAAAGAUGUUUAAGAAUGUGGAUUAGCUUUUAUGAUAAACGAAAAAUUGAUUGAACAAAUAGAUUGUUCCGAUUAAUAUCUAUAAGAUUUAGGUUUUGACAUAUCAAAGUAAGAAGAAGAAUAAGAAGAUAAUUAUUAAUAAGGUAGUAAAUAAAAAUAAUUCUAAGAUUCAAAAUUUGAAUCAUUUUCAAAAAGCAAUACGUUUACUGAUUAUUUUAGAUAAAAUGAUCAAUCUAACUAUGAACACACCAAUAAAUUCACUAAUAAAAAUACUAAUAAACCAAAAUCAAUUAUCUAGAAUAAUAUUUAAAACUAGAGUGUGUAAUAAUCAAGUUAAUAAUCUCAAUUAUAAACUUCAAUUUAAUAAUAAUAACAGACAUAAGCAUCACCAUCAGUUGUGAGAUGGGAUAGUGAUAAUCUAAAACAAAAUAACCAAAAAAGAUCAACUCUACUAUUAAGAAAAUUAAAUAAAGAAAGAUCAAUAAAAAUAGAAAUGAGAUUGAACAAUAAAUCUAAACCUUCGUAUGUUUCAACUGUAAGGUAGGAGACCUCAAAUAAUAAAUCUAUAUAAAGAUAUGAUAGUGUUAUAAGUGGAAAACACACCAAAUCUAUUUAUCAUAGUAACAAUACAAAUUCUAUGGUUUCUCCUUAUGAUGACAUGCUAAAUAUGUUCCAGGAUGAUUAAUUAAUUAAUGAAGAAAAUAUUGACUUUAAUAUUGACAAAUAGUAUCUAAUGAUAGAAUAUUUUCCUUCUUUUAAUUAUGAUGUUGUAAUUAAGAAAUUUGAUCAUAAUUUAAUAACUAAGAGAACAAAAAUGCUAGCUACAAUUUCAAGAGGCAAAACCUUACAGAAAUAUAUUAAAUGA
Paramecium primaurelia is the source of this 2972-nucleotide messenger RNA. Lineage: Eukaryota; Ciliophora; Oligohymenophorea; Peniculida; Parameciidae. The record is from the annotation of a GenBank genome assembly.